Molecule: messenger RNA, 888 nt
Organism: Suillus fuscotomentosus
Lineage: Eukaryota; Fungi; Basidiomycota; Agaricomycetes; Boletales; Suillaceae
Exons: 5
Biological process (GO): positive regulation of transcription elongation by RNA polymerase II; transcription elongation by RNA polymerase II
Cellular component (GO): FACT complex
Molecular function (GO): nucleosome binding
Source: RefSeq, a predicted model, not a curated record
GAUAUCCAGUUUUUCCGUGAGGCUUCUGACGUUCAGUUCGAUGAGACUGGCAACCGGAAGAGAAAACACAGAUACGGCGAUGAGGAUGAAAUCGAGAUGGAACAACAAGAACGAAAGCGAAGACAAAUGCUCAACAAAGAGUUCAAACUCUUUGCCGAGCGAGUAGCCGAGGCAGCAUCGACGUCUAUGGGUGAAACACUCGAAGUUGACAUCCCCUUCAGUGAAUUGUCGUUCGAGGGAGUGCCGUUCCGCACCAACGUCCGAUUGCAGCCCACAACAGAAUGUCUCGUGCAUCUCAUCGACCCUCCAUUCCUUGUUGUCACCCUCAACGAGAUCGAGAUUGCUUCGCUGGAACAUUUCACCAAAGCGCCGUUACACAUCAAUUCAAUACCGAGUGGUCAACUUGAUGAUGUGAAGAAUUGGCUAGACUCGGUCGACAUUCCUCUCGGUGAAGGCCCGGUCAACUUGAACUGGAGUCCUAUCAUGAAGACUAUCAAUGAGAGCCCGUGUGAUUUCUUCCAGCAAGGCGGUUGGCGAAGUUUCCUCGGUGGGGGUGAUGCCGAUAGCGAUGCAGACGUGGGUUCGGACAGCGAAUCUGAGUUUGAGGCAGAUCCUGAGGAACUGCAGUCUGAGGAGAGCAGCGCUGAUGCUAGUGAGUAUGAUGGCUCAGAUGCGAGCGACGACUCAGGAAGUGGUUCGGGUUAUGAUGAUGAUAGCGAUGACGGUGAUGACUGGGAAGAGCUAGAAAGGAAAGCUGCUAAAUCCGAUUCAAAGCGAGCCGCCGAGGCAAAGGGAACUCGCGGAGACUCCGAAUCAGAUGAUGACCGACCUAAAAAGAAGAAGGUCGCUGCUAAACCCAAGACGAACGGCAAAAGCAAGAAGCGGUGA